This is a messenger RNA of Dromiciops gliroides (monito del monte), 988 nucleotides long. RefSeq names its product stimulator of chondrogenesis 1 (gene SCRG1). NCBI's taxonomy places the organism in Eukaryota, Metazoa, Chordata, Mammalia, Microbiotheria, Microbiotheriidae. The coding region runs from base 389 to 679 and encodes 96 amino acids. The record is from RefSeq and is a predicted model, not a curated record. The transcript is spliced from 3 exons.
UCUUUUUUAUUCCCGCAGGUUUCAUAUUUGCCUUUGCAAUUAGUAUGCCUCUCUCUAACCCCUGUAUAGUCCUGUUGUUUUCCUGUGUGAAGGAGUUGUUCAGUUCUUUCUCGCCUGGUUUGGAAGUGUCUGAAGGACUUGGUUCUUGCAGCCUCAUCUCCUCCUCCCCGCCCUCUCCCCUGCCUCCCCCCUCCAGUUCCUGGCUAGAGGAGAGAGACUGUGUCAAUCGUGGGCAAAAAGACGGAGCAGACAAAAGGUCAUUUGUAAAGAACUGCUUCCAGCUCCUCUUCUCUUCUCCUCCUGCUCAAACUCAGAGCUUGAGCAUUUAAUAAGACUUCUCUGCCAAGAAGACUGAAAGGGAGAGAAGAAGAAAGAGCUGAAAGCCAAAAUGAAAAUCACAGCUCUCCUGGUUUUACUGAAUUUUCUGUUAGGGGGACACGCCAUGUCCACAAGCCGUCUCUCUUGUUAUAGGAAGAUUUUAAAAGAUCGCAACUGUCACAAUAUUCCUGAAGGAGUGGCAGACCUUAAACAGAUUGAUGGGCACCUCCAGGACCACUUCUGGGAUGGAAAAGGAUGUGAGAUGAUCUGUUAUUGCAACUUCAGUGAACUGCUAUGCUGUCCAAAAGACAUCUUCUUUGGGCCAAAGAUCUCUUUCAUCAUCCCUUGCAACAACCAGUGAGAAUCUCCAUAACGGCAGCGUGUCAUAAUCGAUUUAAAGUUCAAGAGAUGGACCCGAGUUAACCCAAGUUGGAAUCUUGACUCUAGCUCUUAACUAACUGUGAUCCUGAGGAAACUGCUUAAUCUUUUGGAGCCUAAGAUACUUAUCUGUAAAACGGAGAUAAUAGAACUUGUCUCUGAAGGAUGUUAUGAGAAUCAAAUGAGAUCAAAUGCUUUGCAAAACCUUAAAGUGCUAUAUGUAUUCUAGAGCAUAUCCCAAACAAAUCUGCACAAUAACAAUAUUGGUAAUAAAAAUAAAAACUUUAACUGU